AUGACUGAUUGUCCUAAGCCUCCUUCCACUCUAAUCUCUCGCAUUUUCAUAUCUCUCGAUCCCCCUCAAAGUAACGAGAGUGCUAAUUCCGCCAUUAACCUUGCUUUAAACUCAGCUGUUUAUGCCUAUUCAGUUCGUUGGCUGCUCGUUAGCCAUACAACCGAUGCCAAUGAUUUUGAGAAACGCGAUAAGAUCAUUUCCUCAAAGAAGGAGCUUGCGACCAACCUUUGGAGAGAUGCUCGGCAGCAUAUUUAUGCAGCUAUGGCUAGGCCGACAUAUAGGUCCAUCCUUGCACUGUAUCUCUUCGGAAUUACUCCUUCGUCUUCCAACGUGGAUCUUGACAAUAUAAAAGAUCCUUGUCUGGAGACGGCUCUUAAUCACCACAGUCUCCUACGCUCCAGGUUUCUAACUAAAACGCAAACUGCAGAUUCUAUCGUGGACCUACUAAGUUCCGGGCCGCUUCUUAGCACAGAGCCCCCUUCUGGUAGGGAUGAGUCUGAGCUCAAGUGCAUGACUGAUAUCGCUUACUGGUUCGGUGUCAUAUCGGAUACUACGAGAUCUUUAACGCGUUGCAGACCUUCAGUUUUGUUACCAGGUCAGAGUGGAGAGAAGAAGGUCUGGUCUGCCGUACGUCAACGUACAGAUGCGUUUGAAAGAGAAUUCCAAUCCCUGAUCGAUCUCCGGGCACCACUGUCCGAUAGUUUGGUCACUCUCAUCCUCCAGCACGCAUUCGCUUUCAAAACCCUAGUAUGGGCUGCUAUCACUCGCGUCCAGGACGCCGUGUUUCACCAGCUUUCAGAUAUUUCUCUUCCAGAGGCAAUUGAGACCGUACGAGUUGAGAGUAACCGUUUCGAGCGCGUGUUUGGCACGUUACUGUCUUAUUGUCACAGGGAUUUUAUGCUGCUCAACCGUUCAACACAAUUAAGUUAUACACUCUUGAACAUUCACUUUCAAGUCGGGAGUCUGAUUUUAGCAGACGCACUGCCGUCGACAGUGACCUUUAUCGACAAUAGUUCCAAAGCCUACGAUCUCCGCCUCUGCGCAUGCCUACGGAUCGUCAACGCCGUCAAUGUUGCCCUCCAGACAGAUGUUGCUGAAGAAGAUCCAACCAGUAUCCUGUUACUUGAUCCUUAUCCGGACCAGAUGGUUAAUGCCUUGACACGAACGGGUUCCUCCCUUUUUCAACUCAACUCUACAGACAAGUUGAAUUAUUCAAAUUUAAAACGUUUGUUCACGGUGGUUAUUACUGCACUUGAGAUACUAUCAGAGAUCUCGCACCAUGCUGCAACAGCAGUUCCCCUUCUGAGGCAGAAAUUUCUCGAAGGGAGUACUCAUCAGACUACCACCUCCCCACACGACCCGUUACACCAAGCUACGCUGUUGGCCGACGGCCUGUUGGACGCUAGUCUUGUGCAAGAACUAGAGCAGCAGGCUAUUGAUCCUACCUUGGUGCCCAGCACAAUUGAGCGCAACGAGAGUAAUAUUUUUAUGUCUACUUUCUUAUCUGAAGAAGUUCAAUUUACUGCGUCUGACUAUUUAUCCCACAACUGGGACUUUGACGAUUGUUUUGUCGAUUUCUAA
Exophiala aquamarina CBS 119918 is the source of this 1581-nucleotide messenger RNA. RefSeq lists its product as uncharacterized. The record is from RefSeq and is a predicted model, not a curated record. Bases 1 to 1581 code for a protein of 526 amino acids. The transcript has 3 exons. Lineage: Eukaryota; Fungi; Ascomycota; Eurotiomycetes; Chaetothyriales; Herpotrichiellaceae.